AUGGCAUUACCAUUGCUUUCACUGAAUGGUCACGAAUUCCAAUUAUUCCAAUGGCGUCUAGUGACAGUAUUGACGAGACAUAGAGGAGCAAAUAUACAACCAGUUCUUAUUUAUUUCAAUCUUCUUUUCUGUUAUUUGAAAGCGAUCAAAAGUGGAUCCAAUCCCCAUCCACCAAUUUUAUCUCAUCCUCAACAUCCACAUAAUCAUCCCGGACGUUUUCCAACUAUGCCACCACGCGAUUUACAUUUCCCAUCUCAGCCUAUGCGACAAUAUCGACCAUCUCUACCUUCUCCAGAAUAUCGAAUAUAUGAUUUAAACAAACGUUUAUCUAUGAGAUCUGAAGAAUGUGAUAGUCUUUGGUGGGAUUCAUUUGCCAAUGAAUUUUUCGAAGAAGAUUCAGCAAUUAUUCUCUCGAUAUGUCUCGACGAUGGACCAAAACGAUUUCAUAUCGGCCGUGUUUUAAUUCCACGAUUUUUCCGUGUUUUAUUCGAUGGCGGCGUUAACGAAGUCUAUUUUCUUCUAAAACAUUCGAAAGAAAUGUUCCAUAAUACAACGCUGACAAUCGAUUGUGAACAAGGCUCAUUGAUCACCUGUUUUGGAAAGCCAUCACAUAUUAAAGUUUGCAUCGAAGGACAUUUUAACAUCGAGUUUACCUAUGAUGAUUUGAUGCGUAUUAAAUCAUGGCAUUUUUCGAUCAAACAACACCGAGAAUUAAUUCCAAGAAGUGUUGUUGCUAUUCCGACUGAUAAUCCAACUUAUCUUGAUCAACUAUCGAAAAAUUAUACUCGACAUGGUUUGACAACUUCGAUGUUGAAUUUCCUUCGAUUGUGCGAAAUUCUCGAACCAAUGCAAGAAAUUAUGUCUCGUCAUAAAACGACGGCUUUCUCUCCACGCGAUUGCUUGAAAACGAUCUUACAUCAGCGCUGGUCGAAAACUUGUUCAGAUAACCGACCAGCGGCCAAAACGCGACGAAAACGAAAAACCGCAGUAGGAAAUAACAAUGCACCAGGUAGUAAAGAUUCAGCUGGACCCAAUUGUACAACACCUGCAAAGAAACGCUCGCCGGCGAAUAAUGUCUAUUCUCAACCUCCAACUCAAGGAUUAAACAACAUGCCCGGGGAUGUUAUGAUUGUUGGCGAACCAUCUCUGAUGGGUGGUGAAAUGGAUGAUGAAGAUGAACGUUUUAUAACACGUCUCGAAAAUGCUCAAUAUGAUCUAAAUGGUAUGGCCCUCCAACAAUUUAACUCUUCCAAUCAACAACUGACACCGGGUUUUCAACAAAAUCCAAAUCUGCAAUCAUUACUUCAUCCGAAACAACAAUUCUUAUCCAAUUCGAAUCAAAUCAAACGAGAACAAAUCUCAUUUCCUGGUUCACCAUCCCAACAACAACUACCGUCCAUGUUCGCAAAUAAUGCUUUAACGCCGAAUGGUGUUAACUCAUUGUCGAAUGGAGAAUUGUCAUCAAUACCAGGAAAACGACUUUCAUCAACAAAUAUCAAUUCUCCACAAACGCCUUCCGCAAAUAACAUUCAUAAUCAGACUUCUUCGGCUCCGGCACCUUCAACUCCGACGAAUUCUUCCUGGAAUAACUCAUCUUCUUCCACAUCUGUAAAUUCGAUUGCUAUCGAGAAAAAGCAGGAGCCUCAUACACCACCCGUUACUCCGCAACAAACUAUUGUAACUGCUUCAUAG
Molecule: messenger RNA, 1692 nt
Organism: Adineta ricciae
Lineage: Eukaryota; Metazoa; Rotifera; Eurotatoria; Adinetida; Adinetidae
Source: the annotation of a GenBank genome assembly